Molecule: messenger RNA, 1158 nt
Organism: Lotus japonicus
Lineage: Eukaryota; Viridiplantae; Streptophyta; Magnoliopsida; Fabales; Fabaceae
Product: proteasome subunit alpha type-2-A
Exons: 12
Coding region: 138-845 (235 amino acids)
Biological process (GO): ubiquitin-dependent protein catabolic process
Cellular component (GO): proteasome core complex, alpha-subunit complex; proteasome core complex
Source: RefSeq, a predicted model, not a curated record
UAUUAUAGACUUGUUGGCUACUCCUUCUUCUCUCUCAACAAAACUUGAAUAUUUUCAUUGUCAGAGAAGCAAACCCAACACAACCCAGUUACUCUUCGCGACCUCUUUCUCUUUCUCAGGUUUUUGUAAGGUUUAUCAUGGGGGAUAGUCAGUACUCGUUUUCGCUUACCACAUUUAGCCCUUCUGGAAAGCUUGUUCAAAUUGAACAUGCUUUGACUGCUGUUGGAUCUGGACAAACUUCUCUUGGAAUUAAAGCUGCAAAUGGAGUUGUAAUUGCAACAGAGAAGAAACUGCCCUCUAUAUUGGUUGAUGAAGCUUCAGUUCAGAAAAUUCAGUUAUUAACACCAAAUAUAGGUGUCGUAUACAGUGGCAUGGGUCCUGAUUUCCGAGUUUUGGUUCGUAAAAGCAGGAAACAGGCUGAGCAAUAUCAUCGAUUAUAUAAAGAACCAAUCCCUGUUACGCAGCUUGUAAGGGAAGUUGCAGCUGUUAUGCAAGAAUUUACUCAGUCUGGUGGUGUUAGGCCCUUUGGUGUGUCUCUGCUGGUUGCAGGGUUUGAUGAUAAUGGACCACAAUUAUAUCAGGUGGAUCCAUCCGGUUCAUAUUUUUCUUGGAAAGCUUCUGCUAUGGGGAAAAAUGUUUCUAAUGCAAAGACAUUUCUUGAGAAGAGGUACACAGAUGAUAUGGAGCUUGAUGAUGCAGUCCACACAGCAAUUUUGACACUGAAGGAAGGGUUUGAGGGACAGAUCUCAGCGAAAAAUAUUGAAAUUGGCAUAAUUGGUGCGGACAAGAAGUUCAGGGUAUUGACACCAGCCGAGAUUGAUGAUUAUUUGGGUGAAGUAGAAUGAUCUGCAAUGAAGGAAUCCUUAUGUUCUGAAAAUCUGUGUUGUUUCAGUUUAAUUGAAUUUCAAGAUGACUUUGCUUAAAUGAGCUACUCUUGUGGCCAACAAGCCUCGAGAAAAACCUUCUUCCCAAGACCAGUAUUAGCAUUAGCAUACAAACCUAGAUUGUUUAAAUAUAUGAUAUGACAAUGACAUCCAAUGUAUUUUCUAAUUUUAUUUUUUUCUUUUACUAUCUACUUGUUCCUUGUCUAUUAUAAUAGUUCUUGCUGGUUAUGUUAAAUGCUUUCUAAUUGCAAUGCGAUUUCAAUUUCAGGGUUUC